This is a messenger RNA of Zymoseptoria tritici IPO323, 771 nucleotides long. RefSeq lists its product as uncharacterized. The transcript has 3 exons. NCBI's taxonomy places the organism in Eukaryota, Fungi, Ascomycota, Dothideomycetes, Mycosphaerellales, Mycosphaerellaceae. The record is from RefSeq and is a predicted model, not a curated record. The coding region runs from base 1 to 771 and encodes 256 amino acids.
AUGACCAUUUCCAACCAAUUUCUCGUCGAUAUCGGCACUCACCAUCUCGCCUUGUACACUCACGGACCGAAGCCCACCAGCACCUCGGACCCUGUGGUACUAUUCGUGCAAGGCGUAGGGUGCUCGAGCCUAGGCUGGACAGCCGUAACUCGACGACUUCCUUCGACGCUACGCAGCUAUACCUACGAUCUCUCCGUGGGACACUCCUGGGCCGGCGUCAUCAUUCAUGGAUUCAUCGCUCGAGGCAUCAGCAAUGUGCAGCGCAUCGCGGGAGUCGUAUUCGUCGAUGCCAACCAUGAGACUGCGCCGCUGGUCCUGGAUGUCAAUGACCCGGUUCUCCGGCCCAGGUCUUCAACGGAAUUGACUUUUACACCGCUUCGACGUGUAUGUGGCGGGCAGUCGCGGCGAAAAGAAGACGACGAGUAUGCGUCUAGCUUCCCGAGGCUGAGAGAAAAGAAUUUGAGCGAGGACAUGCCGCUGCUGAGAGACAAACCUGUGUAUGGGAUAGGAGGUACGCGCAGUCGUGACUGGAAAAGGAUGUACAAUGCAGCGGUGCUUAAAGGGAAUGGAGCGCCGGAGCAAAGGAGGCAUGUCGAAGAGAUGAUCCGCACGGCAGACGAGAAGAAUGAGUGCCUAAUGAAAGAGCUGGCCAAGGUUUCGACCAGGAGCAGGGUCGUCUUUGCCCGUGAGAGUGGCCAUUUCGUGCAGCUGACGCAGCCGGAGAUCGUUGUCGACGGAGUCAGAUGGGUGUUGGAGAAUACGGAGGUGUAG